CGUUCCUUGCCGCGGCAGUCGCGGCCGCCGCUUCUUUCACACUUUAGUUGGGAGCCGCGCACCGCGCUCAGUUACUGGCGAGCUGGCCGCGCGCCGCCGCCUCCCGCCUGCAAGCACGCGGGCCCGGCUUCGGGGUUUUCGGCUUUUACUCCCCGCCGCAGGGAGGAGGGGGAGCCCCGGACACACAGUGGUUAGAAGGAGGAAGAGGAGGAGGCGGGAGGAAGAAACCAGGCGCGGAGGAAAGGGGCGGGGGGCGGGAGGCUGGCCACCUUCAGCCCCCCCCCGCGAGCGCCCAAGGUGCGCACAUCUUGACCGACUCAGCAGGAAGGCUGGUUUUCUUCGUGUUUAAAGAAAAGAAAGAUGUCCCCGUGUCUGUAGAGAUGAUUUGCAGUUCAGCCCGGCUGAAGCUGAGCGAAUGAGACUAUGGGCUGUGCCUCCGCCAAGCAUGUUGCCACUGUUCAAAAUGAAGAGGAAGCCCAGAAAGGGAAGAACUACCAGAACGGAGAUGUGUUUGGCGAUGAGUAUAGGAUCAAACCAGUGGAAGAGGUCAAAUACAUGAAAAACGGGGCAGAAGAGGAGCAGAAAAUAGCAGCCAGGAACCAAGAAAACUUGGAAAAAAGUGCCAGUUCCAAUGCAAGACUUAAAACCAAUAAAGAGAUUCCGGGAUUAGUGCAUCAACCCAGAGCAAACAUGCACAUCUCUGAGAGCCAACAAGAAUUCUUCAGAAUGCUGGAUGAAAAAAUCGAAAAGGGUCGAGAUUACUGUUCGGAAGAAGAAGAUAUCACAUAGCACCAAUCUAACUCUGCAACCAGGAGCUACUACUGUGUAUAUAGGUGACACCCCAGUUGAAAUCUUUGCAAAGGUCGGUCCUCUCCAAGGAACAGCACUCUAGCAAAAGAAGAUUGUUCCAUAUCGUAUGCCCCAUUAAAUUCCAGUGUUUCCUAAUGAACUUGCAAGGGAAUAUUGCUAAAAACAAACAAAAAAAAAAAACAACUGUUACCGAACUUUCUUUGUUGCUGCUAGUUAAAACUUGUUGCAACUUUUCACUUCUCUUGUGUCCAGGUAUGCAGCAAAACUCUGCGACUCCACCUUAAAGAUACCGUUGGUUUUACAGAGGCUCUCCAACCUAUUUUCUAUAAGAUGAGGUAGUGGUGAACUCAGAUAUCAGACUUCUAUUCUAGACUGGUCCGCUUCUAAGCAUCUCCUCCCGCCCCCCCCCCUUCCUCCCUGUCUCUCCCGAGUGGUCCAGAGCCUCGCUUCUCAAGGGCGAUGUGGCGCUUGGGGGAUGGGACGGUUGCUAUGGCAAGCCUUGUUUCUCUGCUAAGAGCAAGUAGAGAAACUCUUAUCGAUUAAAAGCAUGUAGUGACCUGACUCCUGGGCGUGACCCCGGCGCGAGCAGCAGGCGGUUUGCUCACUAGGUAUCAGCUGGAGGAUUAAGCUUUCGACCGACGUGGGCUGGGCUCAGAUGCAGACCGAAGUGUGAUCACAAUCGUUUCGAAUCUCUCUUCCCCACUUUUUUUUCUAAGAAAAUAAACAUUUUACUGUUUUUAUGGA
Phyllostomus hastatus (greater spear-nosed bat) is the source of this 1554-nucleotide messenger RNA. RefSeq names its product chromosome unknown C1orf21 homolog (gene CUNH1orf21). Lineage: Eukaryota; Metazoa; Chordata; Mammalia; Chiroptera; Phyllostomidae. The record is from RefSeq and is a predicted model, not a curated record. The transcript has 6 exons. Bases 424 to 789 code for a protein of 121 amino acids.